AGUUGUCAACUGAACACUGUGCAUUAAGUUGUCAACUAGAUCAGCUGUUUUGAUUCUCUGGUAAAUGCAAAACGAAUAUGUGAAUAACCGUAUAUCAUGUAAAUUGUUGCUAAAUUUUCGGGUCUAACGUGUUCUGGAAUCAAUCGGUUGUAAAAACUAAUUACAUUAACUAAUAACAAACACAAAGCAUACGGGUGAGUGGCAGGAAGAUUAAAAGUGCAACAAUGCGCUGCACACGUGUCAGAGCCGCCAGGUUAGUCCAACAACCAUCUACAAAUAUGGAUACAAGUGAAUCUCCAGGUGUAGCAGAAGGUGUGGACGCACUCACGUUGAAUAGUCCUGGUGAUGUUAAAGUAGACAAGGUACCGAACGGUGUAGAGGCCACGGAAGAUGACGCAGAUGUUGUGGAUCCGUGGAAUGUAACCUGUGCUAAUGAUGAAGGCAUAGAUUACGACAAGCUAAUAAAACGUUUUGGUUCCUCGAAAAUAGAUGAAGAGCUGAUAACACGAUUUGAAAAGAUAACUGGAAAACCAGUACAUCAUUUUAUACGUCGUGGUAUUUUCUUCUCUCAUCGUGAUUUUCAUACGAUUUUGACUCUGAAGGAACAAGGAAAACCAUUUUAUCUUUAUACUGGACGCGGACCAAGUUCGGGAUCAUUGCAUAUCGGACAUUUAAUACCAUUUUAUAUGGCCAAAUGGUUGCAAGAGACAUUCGAUGUACCGCUGGUUAUACAGUUAACUGAUGAUGAGAAAUCGCUGUGGAAGGAUCUGAAAAUUGAAGAAGCUAUUAAAUUGGCAUAUGAAAACGCAAAAGAUAUUAUAGCUAUCGGUUUUGAUGCAGAAAAAACUUUUAUCUUCAACGACUUGGAUUUCAUUGGGAAAUGCCCUGCAAUGUAUCAGAACAUUAUUCGCAUUCAAAAAUGUGUCACCUUUAAUCAAGUAAAAGGUAUAUUCGGAUUUGGUGACUCUGAUAUCAUUGGAAAAAUUGGUUUUCCUGCCGUACAAGCUGCACCAGCACUCUCCAGUACGUUCCCUUUUAUUUUUACUGGAAAGAAACCAGUACACUGCCUUAUACCAUGUGCGAUCGAUCAAGAUCCGUACUUUCGUAUGACACGUGACGUUGCACCACGCUUGGGGUUUCCAAAAUGUGCGCUGCUACAUUCAAGCUUUUUCCCCGCACUUCAAGGCGCGAAAUCAAAAAUGUCAGCCAGUGAUCAGAAUUCAGCAGUAUUCCUUACCGAUACACCAAAACAAAUAAAGAAUAAGAUUAAUAAAUAUGCAUUUUCGGGUGGACGUGCCACAGUCGAGGAGCAUCGCAAAUUGGGGGGUAACCCAGAAGUGGAUGUAGCAUUCCAAUUGCUGAAAUUUUUCCUAGAAGAUGACGCCAAGUUGGAAGAAGUGCGAACUGCAUAUGUGAAAGGUGAACUUCUAACCGGCGAAUUAAAAAAGAUAGCUAUCGAAGUGGUUAGUCCUAUCGUUGAAAAGCAUCAAAAAUCGCGUAAAGCUUUAACCGGGGAGGCAUUGGCUAAGUACUUCGAAAUACGUACAUUGAAAUUUGCGCAUUAGUGUUGGAAUAAAAUUACACUGAAAUGUAUUUCAUAGAAUGAAUAUUUAUUUUUGAUUGAUUAUGUGAGAUUAUUGUCCAAGGAGAGCUUUACAUUAAGUUGCAGUAAUUACUUAACUUAGAAAAGUAAUAAAUAUAAACAAAUCGCCUGCGUACGGGAUUAUUUGUUAUUUAUAGU
Rhagoletis zephyria (snowberry fruit fly) is the source of this 1741-nucleotide messenger RNA. RefSeq names its product Tryptophanyl-tRNA synthetase (gene TrpRS). Lineage: Eukaryota; Metazoa; Arthropoda; Insecta; Diptera; Tephritidae. Gene Ontology annotation, molecular function: ATP binding; tryptophan-tRNA ligase activity. Gene Ontology annotation, cellular component: cytoplasm. Gene Ontology annotation, biological process: tryptophanyl-tRNA aminoacylation. The record is from RefSeq and is a predicted model, not a curated record.